AUGAGUGGUCUGGAUUGCUCUUAUAUAGAGGUUCCUAUUAGAGCAUCAUCCAUUUCCAGUUUGGAUAUUAGAAUACCUGAUCAAGGGAAUCACCAACUCUCAGGGACAUUUAAUGGAAUAGCUCAGUACAAUAAUGAAAACAACAAUGAAAAUUCUACACUCUUUGGUGAAUUUUAUCAGACAUUGUAUGGAAACCGACUUUUCAACACUGUUUCCUACAGAGUGUUACCUUCACGAAAGGAAAUAGUUCUUUCACCAGUUCUUCUAAACAACAAUUUAGAUAUCAAGUAUCAUACAAUUCGGUUGAUGCUGCAAGAUGCAGUCAAGCGUAAUUGUGUUACCAUUCUUGAGUCCGCAAAUAAACAGGAUACGCUUAUAGUUGAUCUAAUUACAGAAGCGGGAUAUCUUGUUUCAAUGUCCAUAUCUCUCAACUGGUUUGUUGAAAGUGAGUUUGAAACUUCGAAGCAGCAGAUACAGCAUCUUUCAGAAUGGUACACCAGUUCAAGGCCCUUUGCUUUUGAUCUCAGAGGCACCUUUUUUAUGAAAUCUCUUGAUUCUAAAACAAAUGUUGUUUCACUGACAGACGGCAGUUUGUUUCUCACAGUGAGGGAUGCAGCAAACCAAGAUUUGAAAAUAAUACCGAUGGCCUCCGUGUCGUACUUGGAUAAAUUCAAAGAGAGAUUUUUUGGCAAAGGUCAGAGUAUCAUUCCAGAUCAUCUCAAAGUGGGUGAAAUUGAUGUUUCAACCAAUUCUGUGCUUGAUGCGGUGGUCAUUGCUAAUUUGCAUUGUGUUGUAACCAUUUCCAUCAACAAGAAUUUACAAAUAUGGUCUCUAAACACUGGUAAACUUUUGAUGAAGCAAUCUUUUUCACAAUACUUACCUGGCGAAUCGAGUUCGCUGCUAUUUAGUGAAUAUCCUCCAAAGCAAAUUAUAAAAAGCUUGGGUACAGACACAAUCUCUAUAGUUGGUCCGGCAACUGUGCGGAAAUUGUACAUUUUUAAAAUCAACCCAGAUUACACACUUGAUCUGCUCAAAGAGAUUGCAUUACCAUUUUCUGGUUCUAAAUGGCUUUAUCACAGUUAUGAAAUCGUGGACAGAUCUGGCCAAUUGAGGUUGUGGAUUCUGUGGUGUCUUGGUGAUAAUUACUUGCUUCAACAUGGAAAAAUAGCAGAUGGCAUAGAUGAUGAAUGGUCCGAAUCUUUGACCAUCCGUGCAACACAGUCACUUUUGCAACAAGACUUUGAAGCACAAGUUUCAAACGCAUCUACGAUCGAAAAGCUUAAUAACGUUGGCUUACUUGCAUUAUUUAACGGUGUUCCGUAUGAUGCUUAUACAAUUAAGCGUGCAUUGACCAUAUUCAGUCGUUAUUUCAAGGUAGAUGACUCGACAACAUCGCUAAAAGAAGCAGUUCUUAAAACAGUGAAUAUGAAUGGCAAGCUUGAAGAGUCCAAGGUUCAAUGGAUACGUUUCAAAAACGUCUGUGAAGACAUUGCUAAAUCGGACAGAAGCUUGGUUUCAUUACUAUUGGAUCAGAGUCUCGAUGAGGAUGACAGUUUUGUGUAUCUUAUGAAAGUUCGCGGUGUCAGUAUUAUUAAGAAAAACUCACUUCUAGGAUCUCUCAGUACCGGCUCUGCAUCGGUUUCCGAAAGUAUGAGAAAUGCUUUGCAGGUUGAAGACACAAGUUACAGUGUUGCACUUUCUUUGGCGAAGCUCUUAAAGCAGUAUGAGAACAAAUUCGGGUCUCCGGGGCUCUUGGAAAUAUACGGAAAGCUUGAUAUCGCAGAUGAUGUCAACAUACCGAAGCUUAUGGAGUCGAUAUUCGGUGAGGUUGUGUCAAAGUGUAUCACAAAGCAGGCAAUACAACAAUUGUUAGAAAACUUGAACUCUAUUCCGGAUGCAUUAAACGUCAUACAAUUCCUUUUGCGCCUCAUAACUUUCAAUCCUCUUGAUUAUGAGCCGGCCAAGAAUGUUUCAUGGAGUGAUUGCGGACGCUUUUUACUUGCAUCAGAAGGAAGGAUAAAUGCUGGAUUUGCGAAACGGAUGGCAUUCGAAUUGAUGCUAGUUUUGGUGACAGUUGACAUUUGCGAUCCUGCAAUUGAGCUUUUUGAGAGCUCAUUUAAACUAUACAAGCACACUAAAUUUGUGCUUUCAAGCUUUUCGUUGUCUUUGAACGAUACUGAAAAGUUAGUAACUGAGAAACCAACCGAUCCUUCAAAUGCUAUACCGUUCAACUAUAUUGCAAAACGGUACGGCAAAGGUGCACUAAUCCGCAAUGGAAGUGUCAACUUGUUGAUGGCCAACAUAUUCAAGGAAAUACUGCAGGAUGAGUUUACUUUGUAUGUCGUCUCAUCUUUGCUGUCCUUAGAUGCGAAUGCUGCUACUUUGGAGUAUUUUGCCUCAUUUAUAGAUGUGGACUCCCCAGUUGGAAAGGUGUUGAAAGGAUUUGUACUUCUCAAACUUUGUUCCCCAACGUUGCAUCAGUAUUUUGUUGAUGCAGCAGAUGCCAUCACAGAGUAUAGUGAUAAGGUCACAGAGAAGGAGCAGUACUCAAUUAAGCCGAUUGAAUCGAAAGCGUCGCUUCUUUUAGUGGAUUCAAAGCCUAGCUACUUCUACAACUUGGGCCUAAUUUUGCAAUCGAAUGGCUCCGAUAAUGAGGCAUUGAGGUUCGUUUUGGAUGCCCUAGAAACUAAAAAUAAGCUACAGGAUGCAUCAGACGACUCAGAUAUCGUAUCCAAGAUCUUUGAGUUGGCACUAAAGCUUAACAACUUCCAGAUGGCCUACGAUGCGAUUCUCAAAAUGGAUAGAUCGAUCAGAGAGCAUCCAAUCAAGCAGUUUGUCUACAAACUGUUCCAGCAGAACGAGUUGCCAGCAGUUCUCAAGUAUCAGUUUAACGAGGACUUUGAUAUAGUUGAUGAUUUAAUUUACACUCUAGGCGAAACUAGUGCAGCAGGAGGGGAUUUGCAAAGUGCUUUAAAGUAUUACCGGACUUCUUAUGCUCUACGUUUGAAGGAGGGGGACUACCGAGCUGCUGCCGAGUCAUUAUACAGGUUCAACUGUAUAGCAUCCGACAAGCUGAAGAGAAAAGAGUACUCUGACGUUAAGUUGUUGGUUGAUAACUAUCUCAUAAUUUUCAACUUGUUGCACACGAUGAAAACUGAUGAUAGAUGGUUGAUCAAACGUCCGGUUGGAAUUCGAACCGAGGCUGUUGGCUCGAGAAAUGAUAUAUCGUUAGGAAGUAACGAUCAGAAUAAAAAAGCAAGCCAAUUGAUGACUUUUGACGCUCUUGAGAAUGAGUUUGAGCAAUUCAGCUCCGAUUAUGGUGAUGGCCGACAGAUUGUUGUGUAA
This is a messenger RNA of Brettanomyces bruxellensis, 3345 nucleotides long. RefSeq lists its product as uncharacterized. Gene Ontology annotation, cellular component: nuclear pore. Lineage: Eukaryota; Fungi; Ascomycota; Pichiomycetes; Pichiales; Pichiaceae. The coding region runs from base 1 to 3345 and encodes 1114 amino acids. The record is from RefSeq and is a predicted model, not a curated record. The transcript has a single exon. Gene Ontology annotation, molecular function: protein binding; structural constituent of nuclear pore.